GCCGCAUUUGGCCGCGGGACAGCGCGGGGUGAGCCCCCAGCCCGGCCCGGCCCGGCCCGCUCCGCUCCUGCCCCGCAGGGCAAAGCGUCCCGAAGGAGGAGCGCGGCGCUGCCUGGGACCAGCCCUGCCCGGCCGUGAUGCUGCCCGCCACCGGCCCCAGCCCCGGGCAGACCUGCGGGGCCGUGCUGGUCUUCGCCGUGCUCCUGCAGUUCGUCUGCGUGGCCGUCACCUUCCUCUACUUCACCAGCGAGCUCAAACAGCUCCGGGAAACGUACUCCAAGAGCGGAAUUGCUUGUCUCACUGGGGAGGAAAUUGGAAAUUUCAUCCAAAACUUGGAUCUAAAUGAAAGUGAAGACAGAGCAGCUGACCCCUGUUGGCAAGUAAAGUGGCACCUGGGAAAUUUAAUUAAAAAGAUGAUGUCAAGAAGCUUCGAGGAAAACAUUUCUGCACUCAAUGCUGAAAGAGCCCUGUCACUGUCACACACGGAGGGGCAGCAACCCCGCAGUCCCAGCACCAGGAUCGCGGCACAUCUUACGGGCAACAGCAACAGGAAGAAUUCCCUGUCCCCACGCAUAGAUUCCUCACCCAGAAGAGGGAGUGGACAAAAAAUAAACAACUGGGAAUCCUCAAGGAAAGGCCACUCUUUCCUUUACAACGUGGAGCUGAGAAAUGGAGAGUUGGUGAUACCCCAAACGGGCUUUUAUUACAUCUACUCACAAACUUAUUUUCGUUUUCGUGAAAAUGAGAACGAGGAUUCAGAUUUGUUGACACAGAUCAGGAACCCCAAACAGCUUGUCCAGUAUGUUUACAAACUGACUAAUUACCCAGAGCCCAUUUUGCUCAUGAAAAGUGCAAGAACGAGCUGCUGGUCUAAAAAGGCAGAAUAUGGACUUUAUUCCAUCUAUCAAGGUGGGGUGUUUCAGCUGAAAAGAGAGGAUAGGAUUUUUGUCUCUGUCAGUAAUAGUGACAUAGUUGACAUGGACAAAGAAGCAAGUUUUUUUGGAGCUUUUAUGAUUGGUUAAAAGGUGAAAAAUAUACUCCAAAGGACCCGGUUUAGCUAGUCAGGACCAGCUUAAAAUUCUAUAAAAUAGGGGAUGACAAGUGAACACUAGCAAUACCAGCAACAUGAGAGUCCCCUUUCUCAGCUCACUCAGCACCAGGUCCAGCCGCUCCCAACACUCUCUCAAGAGUCGGGAAGGAGCAGCAGCAUCUGGCUGCAGCUGGAUGGCCAUGCUUCAGGCAGGCACCAGCCCUAUGGCUUGCUGCCCAGCCAGGCUGGGGCCAUGCUAGGAUUUCACACACCACAGGUGAUACCUUCAGCCAGAACCCCAGGCAGGUGAGGACUCACCACCACCCCUGCAGAGAUGCUCCACACCAGCUCGGUCACGACAGGUGAGAUGGAGGAUUCUUCAGUACCUCAGCUCCUGGAAGGAGAUUUUGCUAGUACUGCUUCCCAGAUGCCCAUGGAAUUAUUUUGGAAGUUUUUGUUUCAAUCUUCAGUUAUACAAAAGUUGAAAGGCCAUCAGAGGCUCAAACUGCACGUCUUCAUCUCAUCUAACAACGCACUUAAGCACCUAAUUAAUUUUAAGCACACAAACAGUCUGGCUAAAGCAGGGUAUUUACAUGCUUGAAAUUAAGUAUGUGCUUAAGCAUUUCUCAGGAUCAUGGCUCAAGUAAACACAUUAGUCUGUCUUAAUCAGAAUAUUGUACAUAAAAACAGCUGCUGAGAUGGCACAGGUGAUGUUUAGAAAUCAACCAGUAUUUUGAUCAGUGCAUGAUGAUAGUGCCCAUUUAUUUAAUUGCUGGGCUGCAAAGAUUUCACCAGGCUUCCAGUAGGGCCAGUAAUGUGGUUGCUUGUUACACUUGUUGUCAGCAAGUAUUUGAUUCAGAAAGAAAAAGGUGUUUUUCUGUAAAUACUGAAUUCUAUUAGACAUCUGCCACAAAUUAAGCAUGACAUGGCUCUUCCAUGUUUAUUUGUACUGGCCUGUGUUUGGUAUGUAAUGGAUGUAAUGUAAUGGAGAUGUAAUGGAGAAUAACACACCCUGAUGACUAAUAUUUUAAGGAAAACAUACACAACUAUCUACUUAAGAGCUGCAA
Messenger RNA from Apus apus (common swift), 2097 nucleotides. It is a transcript of the gene TNFSF10, whose product is annotated as TNF superfamily member 10. Gene Ontology annotation, cellular component: membrane. Lineage: Eukaryota; Metazoa; Chordata; Aves; Apodiformes; Apodidae. Gene Ontology annotation, molecular function: tumor necrosis factor receptor binding; CD40 receptor binding. Bases 138 to 1022 code for a protein of 294 amino acids. The record is from RefSeq and is a predicted model, not a curated record. Gene Ontology annotation, biological process: immune response. The transcript is spliced from 5 exons.